AAUAUUCGAACGCGAACCUUGAAGUGGCAAGCCUAUUUUAUACAUAUAAACCGUUGUAUUGGCGAGAGAAGCUCAGUUCAUCAUUGAAAUCAAAAUGAAGAUCGUCGGUGUACUUUGUGCUUUUGUGUUCAUCAUCGUGACUGGUGCAGAAUGUGCCAAAAUACUGGGUGUUUUUCAUCUGGCUGGAAAGAGCCACUACAUGGCCUGCAGCACUCUUAUGAAGAUACUUGCUGAGAAGGGCCACGAUGUUACAGUUGUCGCAGCUUUCAAAGAGAAAAACCCACCGAAGAAUUAUCGACAAAUAUAUCUCGAUGGACUGUACGAACAGACUUCAGCUCAAUCGAUCAACCUCUUCGAAACAACAAGUUUUGCUGCCAUAACUCCAAUCGUUUUCCACUUCAUCUCAAACAUGUUUCAAGAGAUGGCUUUCAAUCACACAGUUUUCAAGGAAUUUAUGAAAACGAAUGAGAAAUUCGACGCAGUUAUCGUUGAGGAAUUUCAAUCCGAAGCUAUAAAAUACGUAGGCCAUCAUUUCAACGCACCCUUGAUCGUAUACAGUGCUAUGGAUGCCGGCGACUGGACCAACCCCUUCCAAGGAAAUCCUGACACACCUUCUUAUCACCCCUGUACUGCUCUACCCCACCUAACGAACCACAUGUCGUUUUUGGAGCGUGUAGAAAAUACGUUAUAUUACACUUAUAACAACAUUUUUUACCACCUGAUAUCCUUCCCCUCCCAGAACAGGCUUCUACACCGGUAUUAUCCAGAUGCUCCUCACCUCAAAGACAUAGCCUACAAUGUUUCCUUGGUACUCUUGAAUACUGACCCUAGCGUGCAUGAGCCUAUUCCGAAAGUACCAAGCAUGAAAGAUAUUGGAGGUUUUCACAUAAGAAAGCCCAAGCCUCUUCCUGAAGAUCUUCAGAAGAUCUUGGACAACGCCAAACAUGGCGUCAUAUUCUUCAGUUUAGGAUCAAACGUUAAAAGCAAGGACAUGCCUAAGGAAAAGAGAGACUUCAUACUUAGGAAGUUCUCGAAGCUUAAGGAGACUGUUAUUUGGAAAUUCGAGGACACAGAAUUGCCUGGCAAACCUGACAAUGUCAUCAUCAGGAAUUGGCUGCCACAAAACGAUAUCUUUGCUCACAAAAACGUCAAAUUGUUCAUUUCUCAUGGAGGCCUAUACAGUACAAUGGAGGCUGUUUACCAUGGUCUGCCUGUUAUGGCUUUAUCAGUUUUUGCGGAACAAGAGCUGAACGGUAAAAGAGCUGAAUCGAAUGGAUUCGCAAGACAUAUACGAUUCCAACAACUCACUGAGACUUCUUUCAGUGAAAUCUUGGACGAUCUUUUAAGCGAUCCAAAAUACAGAGAGAACGCUAAAAAACGUUCAGGCAUCAUGAAAGACAAACCCAUGGACCCUGCAGAUGCUGUUAAUUUCUGGGUAGAAUACGUAGUCAGACACAGGGGUGCUCCACAUCUUAGGUCAGCUGCAUUGGACCUCGAAUGGUACGAAUAUUUGUUGAUAGAUGUUGUGCUGUUCAUUCUAACAAUGGCUGGAGCUUUCCUUUUCACUGUUGUAUACUUGUACAAGCUAUGGUCUAAGAGGAGAUCAAGCAUUAAAGAGAAGAAGAAUUAAUUUUUGUUCAUAUGGACUUAUAAGACUGAGGGACAAAAAGGAAUUUCAAUAGAUUCCUAACAGGGACAAGUUUUUGCUACGUGUAAAAAUUUAGAAAUUAGUGUAGUUAUUUCUCAGCGAAAUCAUGAUUAUGUUUCUGUUUGAUUCUGAAAAUACUUCAUUCUUGAUAAUAUUGUCAUUAUCAUAGCUCAAGAAUUUUUUUCACCAAACGAUAAAAAAUAUCAUUACCAAAUCUAGAAAUAUGAAAAUGAUGUGAUCAGACAUAAUUUCUCUCAAUGGAAUGUGAUUUAAAUGUGAGCACGAAAUGUUGAAGGGAAAAUGAAAACCGUUUUUUAUCGUA
Messenger RNA from Coccinella septempunctata (seven-spotted ladybird), 1970 nucleotides. RefSeq names its product UDP-glycosyltransferase UGT5-like. Bases 95 to 1630 code for a protein of 511 amino acids. Lineage: Eukaryota; Metazoa; Arthropoda; Insecta; Coleoptera; Coccinellidae. The record is from RefSeq and is a predicted model, not a curated record. Gene Ontology annotation, molecular function: UDP-glycosyltransferase activity. The transcript is spliced from 4 exons.